Messenger RNA from Blepharisma stoltei, 1168 nucleotides. Lineage: Eukaryota; Ciliophora; Heterotrichea; Heterotrichida; Blepharismidae. The record is from the annotation of a GenBank genome assembly.
AUGAGAACGCUCAUAUGCACUUUUGGAGGAUGCCAAGCAAAAGCUAUAGCUAAAUGCUCUUGUAAAAAUCCAGAAUUGCUGCUCUGUGCUGGACACCUAGGAGUUCAUGUAAUCUCACCAGGUAAGCAUAGCUUUGAAAAUUUGCCUGAUGAUCCUUAUCUCCAAACAAAAAAUGAUGUUUUGCUUUACAUGCAAAAUGAAAUCCAAAAGUUGGAGGAUUUAAAAAGAAAUUUAUCAUUGGAGGCAUAUUCUGCAAUUAUAAAAUUGAAAAGUAACUUACUGCUUUUUUCUUAUAAAAUUUUAUCUUUUAAAAGUUUUUAUCUAUUAUUAUUAUAUCAUUCAAUUAUUUAUUACAAUAUCGUAAAAAAGGUUAGAAAAUUAUAAUGAUAAGAUAGAUCUAGAGAUUAGAAGAAUUGUAGAGAAUAUGAGCGAAAUAAUGAAUACAUUAGAAAGCAGCAAUAAAAAUCCAAGCUUAGACUAUUUAAAGCUGUCUUCAUCUGAAGCUAUUGAUUAUAUCCAAAAAAACAAUCAAAUCUCAAUUUUACAUACUCCAUAUGAAACAAUAAUUCCAGAAAUCUAUAAAAAUCUUGGCUGGGAAAAAAUCUCAGAAAUACAAGAAAUUUCCAAAAAAAAUAAAGACCUCGAAAUUGAGUUGCUUGAAGUGAAAACAAGUAUGAAUCAAUUAUUCCAAAAAAAUAUAAAAGAAACUGAAGAAUUGAAGCAGUCAUAUGAAGCACUUAAAGCAAGAGAAAUUGAGCUUAUAAGAACAAUAGAAAUAACUGAACAAAAAUAUAUAAAAGAAAAUGAAGAAUUGAAGCAGUCAUAUGAAGCACUUAAAACAAGAGAAAUUGAGCUAAUAAAAAAAAUAGAGAUAACUGAACAAAAAAAUAUGAAAGAAAAUGAAGAAUUGAAACAGUCAUAUGAAGCACUUAAAGCAAAAGAGAUUGAGCUAAUAAAAAACAUAGAGGUGACUGAGCAGAGCAACAAAUAUUUAAAAGAUGCUUAUAAUGAAAUAUAUAAAAAAUGCCAAGACCUUGAAUCAAGAAAUAGUAAGCCUGAUGAUGCUCAACUUCAGAGAGCGGCUACAAUGCCUGCUCCGGCUCAAAAGGCUUCUUCAAGCUCCUUCUUUGGAAAAACAAUUUCAAAUAGCGUUCGUAGAAGGCAGUAA